Molecule: messenger RNA, 3225 nt
Organism: Fukomys damarensis (Damara mole-rat)
Lineage: Eukaryota; Metazoa; Chordata; Mammalia; Rodentia; Bathyergidae
Gene: Hif3a
Product: hypoxia inducible factor 3 subunit alpha
Exons: 14
Coding region: 34-1944 (636 amino acids)
Biological process (GO): regulation of transcription by RNA polymerase II; cellular response to hypoxia
Molecular function (GO): DNA-binding transcription factor activity, RNA polymerase II-specific; RNA polymerase II transcription regulatory region sequence-specific DNA binding; protein dimerization activity
Source: RefSeq, a predicted model, not a curated record
UCUCCUCCGGCUACGGAGCUAGACGGGCGAGCCAUGGCGCUGGGGCUGCAGCGGGCAAGGUCGAGCACGGAGCUGCGCAAGGAGAAGUCCCGGGAUGCGGCCCGCAGCCGGCGCAGCCAGGAGACCGAGGUGCUGUACCAGCUGGCGCACACGCUGCCCUUCGCGCGCGGCGUCAGCGCCCACCUGGACAAGGCUUCCAUCAUGCGCCUCACCAUCAGCUACCUGCGCAUGCACCGCCUCUGCGCCGCAGGGGAGUGGAACCAUGUGAGAGCCGAGGGAGAACCACUGGAUGCCUGCUACCUGAAGGCCCUGGAGGGCUUUGUCAUGGUGCUCACCAUCGAGGGAGACAUGGCCUACCUGUCUGAGAACGUCAGCAAACACCUGGGCCUCAGUCAGCUGGAGCUCAUCGGACACAAUAUCUUUGACUUCGUCCAUCCCUGCGACCAAGAGGAGCUCCAGGACGCCCUGACCCCCAGGCCCAGCCUGUCCAAGAAGAAGCCAGAGGCCCCCACCGAGCGGUGCUUCUCCUUGCGCAUGAAGAGCACCCUCACCAGCCGCGGGCGCACCCUCAACCUCAAGGCUGCCACCUGGAAGGUGCUGCACUGCUCUGGACACAUGAGGGCCUACAAGUCCCCAGGUCAGACGGCCCUGGCCGGGAGCCCCAGCUCCGAGCCCCCCCUGCAGUGCCUGGUGCUCAUCUGCGAGGCCAUCCCCCACCCGGGCAACCUGGAGCCCCCCCUGGGCCGGGGCGCCUUCCUGACCCGCCACAGCCUGGACAUGAAGUUCACCUACUGUGACGAGAGGAUCGCAGAGGUUGCUGGCUACAGCCCAGAUGACCUGAUCGGCUGCUCCGCCUACGAGUACAUCCACGCCCUGGACUCUGACGCAGUCAGCAGGAGCAUUCACACGUUGCUGAGCAAGGGCCAGGCAGUGACAGGGCAGUAUCGCUUCCUGGCACGGAGUGGUGGCUACCUGUGGACCCAGACCCAGGCCACGGUGGUGUCGGGGGGCCGGGGCCCCCAGUCAGAGAGUAUCAUCUGCGUCCACUUCCUGAUCAGCCAGGUGGAAGAGAACGGAGUGGUGCUGUCCCUGGAGCAAACGGACCGACACUCUCGCAGACCCCUUCAGCGUGGCACCUCCUCUCAGAAGGAUGCCCCUAAUCCUGGGGACAGGCUUGAUACCCCGGGUCCCUGGACCCUGGCCUUCCUUCACCCCCCUGCCCUGAGCGAGGCCACCCUGGCUGCUGACCCCCGCCGCUUCUGUAGCCCUGACCUGCGCCGCCUUCUGGCCCCCAUCCUGGAUGGGGCUGCGGUAGCCACCACCCCCAGCACCCCGCUGGCCUCCCGGUGCCCCCGAAGUCCUCUCCUGGCUGAUCUCCCAGAUGAACUACUUGCGGCUGCGGAGCACACACACAGACGCUGUGCUGCCAGGAAGAACCCUGAGGUGGAGGACACAGAUCUAGACGUAGCUCCGGACGCCGACGCUCUUGACUUGGAGAUGCUGGCCCCCUACAUCUCCAUGGAUGACGACUUCCAGCUCAGCUCCAGCGAGCAGCUGCCCAGGGCCUUCCACAGACCUCCAGGGACCGUGCCCCGGCCCCGUGCUCAGAGCUUCCACGGCCUGUCACCUCCGACCCCUGAGCCCGCCCUGCUGCCCCGCUGGGGGAGUGACCCCCGGCUGAGCUGCUCCAGCCCUCCCAGAGGGGACCCUUCGGCAUCCUCCUCCACCGCUGGGGCUCGGAAGAGGGCCCUGGCCCAGAGCUCAGAGGACGAGGGGGUGGAGCUACUGGGCGCGAGACCCCCCAAACGGUCCCCCAGCCUAGACCCCGAAAACUUCCUGCUGCCUCCCGUCAGCCUGAUGGGGAAGCCAGAGAGGGCCAGGGGCUGGCUGAAGGUCAUACGGAAGAUUAACGGUCCAGCUGAAGUCAGGACCUUGAUCUUCUAGUUCUGCUAAUGGGUAUGAAAAGGCUUUGCCAAUAUGUGAUAAAUGCCAAGAAGAAACAUCAAAGAAGGUAAAGGGAGCAAUGCAGGUGGCGGGUGUCAGGAGGAACUUUCCCUGUCCGCAUGGGACCCCCUAAAAAGAGGCUUGGUCUCGGACAUCCAGCAGAGAGUUAAGAGUUUAAUUAUUAGAGUCAGGUGGACGCCGGUUCGAGUACCAGGUCUGUCGCUUAGUUACUGAGAACUUGGGCAGUUGGUGUCAACUCCCUGAGCCUUAGUUUCUAAAUCUGGAACAUGGGGAUAGUUAAAUCUCACAGGAUUGCCAUGAAGAUUAAAUGAUCAGGCCUAGAGCUGAUACUCAGUGGGAUCUCAUUUCAUGGUGUGGGAAAACAUGCUUGCCUAGCAUGCAUGAAGCCCGGUACCUUAAAAAGAAAGAAAGAAAGAAAAAGAAAGUAGCAUCUGCCAGUCUCCUUGUUUCCAGUCACGCCCCUGCUGUCCAUUCUGGACAAGAGCAAACAGAACACACUUUCUAAAAGCCAGCCUGGACCACGUUAAUUCCACAAAUCCUCCCUCUACCACCUCCCAUGGCUCCCUAGUGCCCACAGGUUUCCUGGCUUUUCAGUCUGAAGAUUGCGGUUUGAACAUGAAGGGCGUGGUUGGUCGUACCAAUUGUUUACAUUUGUUCAGUGCCAGAUGUGUGCCAGAUGCCGACUUCACUAAGUGCCUCACGUGAUUAACACACACAGUCCUCACGACCACUCUCCGCGUGUCAUUAUUAAGGCGCACAUCACAAGAGGUUAAGCGGCCUUGUCAGCCAGUCUAGACAGGAACGGCACACUCAGAUGGGGUGUCGGGAGAAUCUAACAGCAGAACAGUUGGCAAGGGUGUGGGCAGGGUACAGGGACCGCCGCAGGCCUGCUGGUGCACCGGGGUCAGCUCUGUGGGCAGCAGCGCACCCUCAGCCUGAAGGGGUGACAAGGUGACAGGCUGAGGUGGUCCACAGAGCGACAGAGCCAGCCCACAUCCAGGCUGCACACACAGUCAGCCCCUGGAGCACAGGAGGAUGUGGAGCGACACACUGGGACAGCGACUCGCUCACAGGCCGCCACCAACUCCCACCGUGCCCUGCGCUGACCACCGCACCGUCCCGCCUCCUUGGAUAGUGAUGAUGAUGAUGAUGGUGGUGGUGGAUCUGUCUCUCUCCCCCAGAGUUUCCUCCUGAUGGGAGGCCAAGCCCCAGGGAUCCAGCGGGACCCCCGCUCCCACCUCCUGGACAUGAGUGAGCCUU